AGCACUUUUGCCACACAACACAACGCUGCAUAGGAGUCAAAGACACCUUCCUCCUUCCCUUGUUUACUUUGACUUUCUCUCUGCAACUUCGCAGGUCACUGAAGCCACCUUAGUUCUCAAUCCAAGACACAAUCUCAACAUCUAAGUACCACUUCUUCCUCUUCCAAAUCAAAGCUUGAGUUGAAGCAAUAAGUUUCUGAAGAGUAUCACAAUUUUUCCUCAAUUGGGCAUCAAUCUUCAUAUGUAGCUAUUUCUGCUCUUGGGGGAAGGAAUCAGAAUGAAUGCCACCAACUUAGUCUGAAUCUUCAGCUGAAUCUCAGCUAGCCGUGGAUCCAGUUGAGCCCAAUCGUGUAAAAUUCUGAAACUUUACUAAUUUUGGGCAUUGUUGCUGAGGCUUAGGACUAUUUGUGAUUGAUUGGUGUUUAGGUUUUGUGAUUGAUUGGUGUGAAAAGGAGGAAAGGAAAAAGUGACCUUUUUUUUUAAUAUUUCGGAUCCUAAAUUUUAGAAGCUGGAUUUGAUCUUUCUGUUUCUGAGCUAUCAAGAUGGGAGGGCAAUCAAGCAAGAUGGUUAGUGUUGAAUCCCCGACACCCAUUAAAAUGGGUACCCAUUCUCUGUAUGCUGCUGAUUUGAGCUCCUAUGAAGCUGCUUGUGUUAAAGAUCCAAACUUGCAAUCCUUUGACGUGAGCAUUCAGGAGCAUACCAAUAGGGUGAUUAGUUCCCUUGCUCAUGGGGUUGAGGUCAGAUCCUUGUCUUUUGAUUCACUGAGAGAAAUGACUGAUAGUCUUCUUGAGAUGAACCAGGAAGUAGUCAAAGUUAUUUUGGAUUGCAAGAAAGAUAUAUGGGGAAACUCAGAAUUGUUCUCCUUGGUGAAUGAUUACUUUGAUAAUAGCCUCCACACAUUGGAGUUCUGUAACUCACUUGAGAAAUGCUUGAGGCAAGCACGCGAAAACCAGAUGAUAGUCAAGUCAGUGGUUACCUACUUUGAGGAAGAGGUGCAAAAUGGGGCCGAAGGGGUGACUUAUGUGAAGACAUUGCAAGAGCUUAAGAAGUUUAAGGAUGCCGGGGACCCCUUUACUGAAGAGUUUUAUUUGUUGUUUCAAUCGGUUUACACGCAACAGGCAUCAAUGUUGCAGAAAUUGCAAAUCAGGAAGAGAAAGCUCGAUAAGAAAUUGAAAUCCCUCAAGACAUGGAGGAGGGUGUCAAAUGCCAUUUUUGUUGCUGCUUUUGUUUCUGUCUUGAUUUUCUCGGUUGUGGCGGCUUCUAUUGCUGCGCCACCGGUUGUGACAGCCUUGGCUGCUGCAUUGGCUGUUCCAAUAGGGUCAGUAGGAAAGUGGUGCAACUCUCUCUUCAAGCGCUAUGAGAAAGCUCUAAAGGGACAACGGGAAGUGGUCAGCUCAAUGCAGAUUGGUACUUACAUUUCACUGAAGGACCUGGACAACAUUCGAGUGCUUAUCAACAAAUUGGAAUUAGUUCUUGAAUCAUUAUUGCAGAAUGCUGAUUUUGCUAUUAAAAAUGAGGAUGUUAUGAAGUUUGCAAUUGACGAGAUUAAGAAGAAAAUAGAAACAUUUUCAGAAACUAUGGAGAGUUUAAGUGCUCAUGCUGAUAAAUGCAGUCGCCAGAUACGGAGAGCGAGGACUGUGGUUAUACAAAAUAUAAUCAAGAAACCAGAUUGAAAUUUGUUUACUUUCUCUUGCUGGAUUCUUCCUUUGCUUCAAAUAGGUAGACUACUUCAGUAAGAUGCUUAUAAAGAUAAAUGAAUAUAGAACUUGUACAGAACAUUCUGUACUUUCUAAUUUCUCUGUAUAGAUAUUUAGAUUAUAAAUGAUUACAAAUAUGUUUUCUGCUUAGCUGUUUCUGCUUACACUUUUGUUAGAUGCAAUUGACCAUCAUCUGAGUACAUAAUGAUGAAAUCAUGACAAGCUCACGGAACAAAGUAUAGGACUGUUGAUGAUGAAUUGUAAGUACAGACUACCUUAAGUUUGGAAUAAAUCUAAUGGAGCAGCUCCAUGAUUAGGAGAUC
This is a messenger RNA of Glycine soja, 2020 nucleotides long. RefSeq names its product UPF0496 protein At2g18630-like. Lineage: Eukaryota; Viridiplantae; Streptophyta; Magnoliopsida; Fabales; Fabaceae. The record is from RefSeq and is a predicted model, not a curated record. Bases 543 to 1673 code for a protein of 376 amino acids. The transcript is spliced from 2 exons.